GGUAUGGCACUCGCGUUACUGCCAUUUCAUAAUCCUCGCGUGCUGCGAAUCUUCUUUGCCUCUAUGGGAAUCUUACCUCGCAAUGGCUGCACCGAGCAGACCAUAUGAUACCCCACCGGUGCUGGUACGCCGUAAUGAUCCAAGCAUGGCAGCUACGCCCAUCGUAGCCGAGGAUGAGAAUGAAGAGAAUAGGGACAUGAACUCGGGGAGAGGCAGGACAAGAUUUCAGCAAUCGAAUGCAAGCAGGAACGAAGCUCCGGAAGGCCCACAGUCACUGGGCUCUCUUAUGGGUACACAGGGUGUACUCCCAUCGCAGUCCGAACACCUCUCAACACUGGCCGUGCCGACGCCUACCGAUAGCCAAGGAACAACAUUUCAAGCUUUCACCGCGCCUUCGUUAUCGAUGAAUGUCACUUCGACCUUACCUCUUAACUUUGUAGCAUCUACCAUCAGACCAACCCUUACCAAGCAAGCAGACGCUAUCGCGAUGAACGAGGUCAUGGCCACCCAACCUGCUUCAACUGCAGUCCCAGGACUUCUGGCGGACACUUUCGUAAAGGAAGAAAACGAUGCGCUUCCCGGUGUCAAUCAGGGCGACCCUUCGUUGGAAACAGUACCUGGCAUGAACCAAGAAACUCCUGUACUGUUGACGACGCCUGGAGUGACACCUCUCGCAACCCCUGAGACUUCGACCGCACUGUCUGCAACUCCGGCGAUUACAGUGGGUAAGCCCAUGCCGGGAAAGAAUCAACCGAAGCCUACAAUGGAUGUCUCUGCAGUGUCUUUCAUGAUCCUGAGCGACUCCAGUUCAACGGCUGUGCCAACUAUUUCGUCUUUGUCGGCAGUGAGCACGAGCAUGGCCACAGCCACUGAAUCUUCUACGAGUUCUUUCUCCCCGCCGCCGACAUUGGUCAUCUCUACUACAACCGCGACAGCGUCCUCGAAAAUGACAAAGUCUUCAUCGCUGCCUCCAGUUCUUACUUUCGUCACCGUAACGCGAACAGCACAAGGGAAAGAAGAUGCCCAAUCGUCCACUCAAACUAUCCUGGCGCCACAAGCUGUCACGACACGACAAUCUUCAUCCUCUGGGCUUCGAACAUUACCCCUAGCUUCCGGAUCAGCCAUACCUUCCAGUCUGGCCACCGCCGUCAGUGUCGAGCCGCAGCAAGGCUUGACUCCCCUAGCAAGGACACUGUUCAUCCUUUUUGGAGUGCUGGGCUUCGUCACGAUCCUCCUCGCCUUCAGUCUAACUUUGAUAAUGCGGUCGAACAGAAGACGCGCACAAGCAGCCCGACAACAAGCCAUCCGAAGCCCCAGCGAAGAAAUCGUAGAAUACGAUGGCUAUGGAAACACAACCCGUGUAUCCGCCAAGAGCUCAAUAAGAAACUUCCUGACCGAGCCCGAAAAAGCCAUCGUAAACCGCGCCGCUACGCCAGACGGAGAACCAGACGCAAGCACAAGACCCUCCAACGCCCUCACCGAAGCCAUCAACUCCUUCAUAACCAAAUCGCGUCGCCUGACAUACAAAAUAUCGCCCUGAAGACUGUAUGUAGUAGUAACAAGGGUGGGUAGGAAUCAACACAUGCUUGAACGGGUCGCCAGCGCAACUUAGUACUGUAAUUGUUGCGGGACUUGAUAAUCAACUGUACAUAGCAUGAUAGACUGUAUAUACGAGUGGAUGUCGUUACAAUAAUCAUAUGAAUGGUUUGUGAACCUUGACCUCAACACCGCUAGCUUCACGUGUGUACUAACUAGUUUGUGAUGUGCGCAGCAAGACUACAUCAAAGCCGCGCAUGAUAACUAGUAAUCGAAGCACUAUCACGCCACAAUCAGCACGCCUCACUACCUGCGGAAGCCGCUCGUUCCAUCUAUCUGCUAGCGGAGUACUAGUGUUCUGCGGCGUAGCGGCGUAGUCCUUGC
Molecule: messenger RNA, 1920 nt
Organism: Alternaria rosae
Lineage: Eukaryota; Fungi; Ascomycota; Dothideomycetes; Pleosporales; Pleosporaceae
Exons: 4
Coding region: 83-1540 (485 amino acids)
Source: RefSeq, a predicted model, not a curated record